AUGACUGCUAACAAGUCAGAACCAAUAAUAAUCCUUGGCUCUGGGACAUGGGGAUUGUCAACGGCUCUCCAUCUCGUCAAUGAAGGGCACUCAAAUAUCACAGUCUUUGACAGGGCGUCCGAGAUACCUUCGAGGUACUCUGCUGGUUAUGACAUCAACAAGAUAGUACGACCAGAAUAUGAAGAUCCUUUCUACACAGACUUGGCGCUUAAAGCCAUUCAAGGUUGGAAGACGCCACUUUUCGGUCCAUACUUCCACAAGACAGGAUAUGUAGUGGCAACAUCAGGCCGGGCACCACAGAAAGCCAUCAAACAUCUAAAUGAAGCGCUUGCGUCAAUAAAAGACCAUCCGGUUUUCAAGUCGCAUAUCACACCCCUCAACAAGCCGCAAGACUUCAAAGAUCUCUUUUGGCAAUUCCGUGGGCCAGUGACUGGAUUUUCUGGAUAUCUGAACCGAUUUGCUGGAUACGCACAUUCUGCCAAUGCCAUGAAAGGCGUACAUCAUCACCUAGCUGGUCGAGGAGUUAAAUUUGUGCUUGGGCCAGAGAAUGGCAGGGUUACAAAGCUCGUUUAUGACACAAGUAAAGCACGACGAUGUGUUGGCGUCAGGACAGCUGACGGACAGGAGCACAAAGCGACCUUGAUCGUUUCGUGUCUUGGAGCGUACCAAGCAGAACUCAUCCCAGACGUUGGAAAGUUCAGCGUGGCCAAGUCAUGGUCAGUGGCUCAUGUUCAACUGACUGAAUCCGAAUGUGACUUGCUUCGAGGUAUACCUGUCAUCAACGUCAGAGAUCUAGGCUUCUUCUUCGAGCCAGAUCCUGCCACAAGAUUGCUGAAACUCUGCCCACUUGGAGCUGGGUAUAUCAACACAGACAAGAAGACUGGUAUCUCGUUACCACCAUUGAACAAUCUACCACCACCACAGGACUAUAUACCGGCUGAGGACGAGGCAAAGUUGAGGCAGCUGUUGAGGGAAACACUACCAUGGCUGGCUAAUCGACCUUUUGUAGAUCAGAAGAUCUGUUGGUUCGCCGAUACUGCAGACUCCGAGUUCUGCGUCGAUUUUGUGCCAGAUACAGAUCGUUCACUCAUCGUAUUGUCAGGAGAUUCAGGUCAUGGCUUCAAGAUGAUGCCAAUCGUUGGGUCUUGGGUGCUGGACUUGUUGAAGGAUGGCCAUCAGAAGAUGAAGAGGUGGCAGUGGAAAAAGCCUGAAGGUGAGAAUAUGGCAGCAUGGGGUGAUGCUGUAUCGUGGAGAAUUGGCACGACAAGGGAGAUUGGAGAUGUUGUACAGGAGCGUGAUCGUAUGAUUCGAGCUCGCUUGUGA
Messenger RNA from Lithohypha guttulata, 1323 nucleotides. RefSeq lists its product as uncharacterized. The transcript is spliced from 2 exons. NCBI's taxonomy places the organism in Eukaryota, Fungi, Ascomycota, Eurotiomycetes, Chaetothyriales, Trichomeriaceae. Gene Ontology annotation, molecular function: saccharopine oxidase activity; flavin adenine dinucleotide binding; sarcosine oxidase activity. Bases 1 to 1323 code for a protein of 440 amino acids. The record is from RefSeq and is a predicted model, not a curated record.